CGUCUGCUGGAAGGACGUCUGCUAGUAUGAGAAAUUUCUUGAGCGACAGUGUUGUUUGAAAAUAAUGAUUGAGUGGUAGCAGCUAAAAUUAAUCGGCACAGAAUUUUAGCGAUAAGUGACACAAUUUCAUAAAGCCUAUUCCUAACCUUUUGAGGAAGAUGGGUGACGCUGUGACAAUGCUUUGCAUUGCACUGUUCAUUCACUGUGCAAUUUUGUUUUUUAAUGUAGUUUUCAAGUCAUGUUGCCUCUACCCAUAUUUCAAAUUCCUGAAGAAAAGUGGCAUUGAAAUAAGCUUUUUAACUAUAAAAUGCUCCACUACCAUUUUUAAUCGUCCCCUUCAGAAGUGGGGAAUUUGGAGACCUCGUUUUCUUAAAUUGUGGUUUACAGCAGGCACAUAUGUAUCCCUAUUACUUCUUCCUAUUUCUCUCACGCUGCUUAUCAGAUCUCUCAUUCUUACAAUUAGCCAAAGGGGUACUUCCGAACCUACAACUGAUGCAGCUUCUUUGGAGCUUGUGAUCCCAGGAUAUAAUUUGCCUCUCAGUGAUCUUGGGUACUACUCUAUAUCAAUGCUUCUUUGCACUGUUGUGCAUGAAAUUGGUCAUGCAGUUGCUGCUGUGAGGGAAGAUGUGCAUAUUUAUGGCACAGGCUUUCUGCUCGUAUUUAUAUUUCCAGCAGCCUGUGUAAACCUGGAUUCUGAUCGUUUGGGUUCCCUUCCACCAAUGAGAAGACUUCGUAUUCUGUGUGCUGGCGUGUGGCAUAAUUUACUUUUAGCUGUUUAUGCUGCAAUUAUCGUAUUUAGCUUACCAAUUUUGACUCAGCCAUUCUACACCACAGGGGAGGGCGUUUACGUGAUGAGUAUCAGUCCUGAUUCACCCGCCACUGGACCCAGUGGGCUGCUCGAGGGUGAUGUGGUAACAAGUAUAAACCAGUGCUCUGUUGCUCGUAAAUCAGCAUGGAAGAAAUGCAUUGCAGAUGCUCACCGAUAUCCCACACCAGGCUAUUGUAUUUCAGCUGAAUUUGUGCGUGAGAAUGAUGAAUCUGCCCCUGAUCAUCCUACUGUUGAAGGAGCUGUUGCCUGUUGCCCACCUCAAGCCUGCAAAGAGGGUCGCUUGUGCUUCCAACUGGUCGAUGAUUCCGGUGGUCCUGUGGCUCUUCCAGAAUACUCUUGCCUCUUGGCAAGGAAGCUCGUCAAAGAAAAUAUUGGAUACUGUGCAAAUCAGUCCCCUAAUUACUGUUCAUCACAACUUCACUGUUUGCGUCCCUCCGUUGUAAAUAACACAAAGCUCUUAGCCAUCAAUCGAGUCAAAGGCGAGGUUGUUCUUUUCCUUGGUAAUCCAACAGAAAUUUACAGCACCGUGCAAGUGGUAGAUUAUGUCCCAAAGUGGAAUAUAUAUGACCCUUACAUCCCUCAAUUCCUUGAAAAUUUAUUGAAGUAUGUGUGUAUGAUGUCAUCUGGGCUUGCUGUCGUAAAUGUGCUUCCAGCAUUUUUCUUUGAUGGUCAAUAUAUUGCCUCUACCCUUUGUGAUCUUUUCUUGGGAUCGCGUGUUAAAGAUAACAGCAAACGAUUAGCCAUCUCUCUAUGCACCUCUUUUUGUGGAACAGUCCUGCUUCUAACUGCACUUAUUACUCCAAUAGUGUUGCAGUAUAUUUACUGAAACUUUGUGUGAUCAACGUGUUUCAUUUGUAUUCUUUUGUGGUGGUCUGUGAAAGGCAUUUUGUUAUUUUAUGUAUCAGUGUGUAACAUUCAUUCCAAAUUGU
This is a messenger RNA of Thrips palmi, 1758 nucleotides long. It is a transcript of the gene S2P, whose product is annotated as membrane-bound transcription factor site-2 protease. The coding region runs from base 159 to 1655 and encodes 498 amino acids. The record is from RefSeq and is a predicted model, not a curated record. Gene Ontology annotation, cellular component: cytoplasm; membrane. Gene Ontology annotation, molecular function: protein binding; metalloendopeptidase activity. The transcript is spliced from 8 exons. Gene Ontology annotation, biological process: membrane protein intracellular domain proteolysis; regulation of response to endoplasmic reticulum stress. Lineage: Eukaryota; Metazoa; Arthropoda; Insecta; Thysanoptera; Thripidae.